AGGAAAAUCAAAUUUGAAUUAGAAAUGGCAAAAGAUGAUGAAGCAGAAUUUGAAACAGUGAUCAACUGGCAAUCUUUGCUAAGUGCAGAAAAUGAUGCUGAUCUCGCCGAAUUGCUUUCCUCACCAGUCGAAAAUGCUAUUACCAUUCUCAAAGAAUUUGUAUUUCCGUUUUUCAGGACAGGACGAGAAAUCCAGAAAUUAUCGAUAAUCCGAACACUGAGUGAAUUAUUGGAAAACAAUGGCGAGCAAGUUGUUGAUAAAGUUAUACCAGUCCUUCAGCAAGUGCUCAAUGACGAAUGCUCGAAUUUGGACAUACAAUGUGAGGCAGCUAUUACUUAUAAAAAUAUCUACCGAAAUAUUGAGCUUACUGCUCGUAUUCCAAUUAUUGGCAGUGUUAUUCUCAAUAGCAUGCUACAAAAUGCUACACAGCAGAAAGACAACUUGACGGCUGCAGCUUGGUUGGAAACACUUGUUGAAAUAAUUGGUCACAUACCUGUUCAACACCUUAAACAAUUUGUAUUACCAUUGACUAUUUCACAAGCUCAAACAUCGCAACGGGUUCAGCGACGUAUAUUAGCAACGAAACUAGUCGGUAAACUAUGUGCAAAUAUGGAGCCUACAGAUAUUCAAUACGAAAUCAUCCCCUGUGUGCAGUUGCUCUGUAGUGAUCCAAAUGCAAGUGUGCGAAAUUCAAUAGCGCAGAAUUUGGGAGAUGUCGUCAAAUCGUUGCAAAAUACUAAUGACUGUGCAAAGAUGCUUGUACCGUGUUUGGUAGAACUUUGCAAAGAUGCUGAUAUUGGUACCCGGGAAACGGCUCUAGACACGGUUGCUCACUGUAUUCCAUUCUUAUCAAAAGAAACUUGCAAAUAUUCAAUUGUGCCGCUUUUGAAGUACUGUACCGAACAAGCAAUUAUUGCUGAAGACGAAACACUUAAUGUGGUUUCAAAAAAUCUUGGCCAGUGGACGUAUUUACUUAAGGAUGUAUUGACGACACGGGAUUUUAGCUGGUUUUUUGAUAGUUACGUAGCAAUUGUUGGUGUGCCUGAUCGCUCCUCCUCCUCGAAUAUUGAUGGUACCUGUAGCAGCAAUAUUCGAGUCACUACUCGUCGUAUGUGUGCUUAUAAUUUCCCUUGUAUGAUAUUGAUAUAUGGCGAAGAUUACUUCAAGAACCGUUUAUUGCCAAUAUUAGAAAGUUUUUGUUCCGACCCGGAUGAUGGCAUUCGGUCUGCAACAGCAGCUGGAUUUCAUGAGGUUGUAAAGUUAUUGCCCGAUGAACCAGCUCUUAUACCACCAUUUUUUGAUCUGAUCCGAGGAAGCUCUGCUGAAGUUGUUGGUCAUUUAAUGAGAAAUCUUGAUGAAAUUCUUCCAGUGCUUUACAAAUGUGUUUCUAAACAAAAUAAUUGCAAAAUCAGCAGAGUGCAAUUAGACCGUUUGAUAAUAGGAUGCUGUCGAAUGAUACGUGGGACAAGUUUUUGGCGUGCGCAGCAUUGUUACUUGCAAAAUAUUGCCGUUUUACGCUUCUUAAUACCAAUAAACGAUCUUUUUGUGUCGUUUGUUCCAGUACUGAAGCAAGAAGUGCUAACUACACGUCCAAUACCAUGUCGAGUUGCUGCAUCGAUAACCCUUCUUCUCUUCAUGCGUCAAAAUCCAAGCAGAACUGCUCGCCAGUCUGUUAUCGACUUUUUUAUUCACUCAGUUGCAAAGCAUCAAAAUUGUCAUCGACGACGAUUAUUUUUGGAUGUAACUCCAGAAGUCAUCUCAGUUUUUAGUCGGAAGUUUUUUCAUACAAAUUUUCUAACUCCAGUUUUGGAAAUGGCAAAUGACAAAGUAGCAAACAUCAGACUCCAGUUGUGUCACAUUCUUCCAAAAAUAAAAGCAAAUUUGUAUUUGCCUCAAGAUGAAGAAAUUUUGAGGCAGCUAGAAAAAAUUGUUCGAGAUUUACUUUGUAAAGAACAAAAUUCAUCUACGCGACAGCUAAUUCAAGCAUAUGCAUGUGAUUUAUCUCGAGCUGAAACCCGAAUUAAAGUAGACAAAUCAGAUCAGCAAAAAGAAGAAGCUGAAAAUGAGAUUUGGGAUCAAGAGAAGGCAGCAACACAGACGAUAGAGUCAGGAAGUAGUGAAAGUGACGGCGUCGCAAUUAAAGAACAUUUGAAUGAAAAAGUAGUAAAGCAAAAAAAUGCGGAACGCUUGGAGAAAAAUCUUUGGCAUACGCAUGUGCAACAGACAAGGACAGCCGUUGUUCGACCGCAGCCACAUGUAGUUAUUACGCAACGUAGCCCAAGUCCAAUGCCACGUAACAUAAGCUUCAAUACAGCAACAGCUGAAGAAAAAAAAUUACGCCUCUCUGCUACUUCACAAAGAUCAUGCAAGCAUGAAUUUGGUAAGAAGCAAAAAAUAUUAGUUAGUCCCUCACUAUCAGUCCCACUUCGACAGAGUCAUGAUGAGGAAAUAUCAAAAGCAAUAUUUGAAAUGAGUGGAAUUUCAGCAUGUGCAUCAAGCGCAAAUCAUUCGUCAUCGUCCUCUAUUGCACCCUCUUCAUUACUAACAUCGCAAAGACUGCAUAAGUUGAUGCCAUCAAAAUCAGCCAGUUCAGUAAGAUCAUACAAUCAAGGGCUUAUCAAAGUCCGCAGUUUUUCGAAUAUUGCUAGAACACCAAAUCAUUUAAGCGUUAAAGUGCGAACUAUUAAGUGA
Messenger RNA from Thelazia callipaeda (thelaziosis nematode), 2691 nucleotides. The record is from the annotation of a GenBank genome assembly. NCBI's taxonomy places the organism in Eukaryota, Metazoa, Nematoda, Chromadorea, Rhabditida, Thelaziidae.